Molecule: messenger RNA, 4002 nt
Organism: Morone saxatilis (striped sea-bass)
Lineage: Eukaryota; Metazoa; Chordata; Actinopteri; Moronidae
Gene: arhgef37
Product: Rho guanine nucleotide exchange factor (GEF) 37
Exons: 17
Coding region: 523-2901 (792 amino acids)
Cellular component (GO): cytoplasm
Molecular function (GO): guanyl-nucleotide exchange factor activity; protein binding
Source: RefSeq, a predicted model, not a curated record
AUUGACAGGCUGCAGGCUGACAACAGGUGAACGAGAGUUCAGCGUCAGAAACACGGCACAGCACGUCACGGCGGACGGCAACAGAAAGUUCUACAGUGAUAAGGAAGCCAAGCAUGCCACGACGUUUCCUUCUCCUCCCGCUGGUUUUGGUGUCCUGAGUGGAACUGCACUGAGAGAGGAAACCUAACGCCCACAGAAAAUCCACACAAUCUCUUUUCAAUUGGAAGAGGAUGGGCCGUCCCGCAGUGCUUUUGUUUCCUGUGAGAGGAAAACUUCAAUCACUUCAGCGCUCAGUUCUCAUUGGUCCGUCCAGUUUUUCCUGAAACCUCUCCAGGUGUCGUCUCAUUGGGUCUUCAUUCCACUGUGAAGACCUGCCAGCCAAUCAGCAUCUGCCUGGCAGCAGCGUCUCUGCAGCAGAUUUCUGCUUCACUUGGGACAGAGCACAACAAGAGAGAGAGAGAGAGAGGGGAGAUCGAGGUUCACUGCUGCUGAAUCAGGGGUUCUGCAAAAGUAAUCUUCAACAUGGAGGUUCCCAGGAGGCCCCAGCCCUCCUCCUUCACACUGCCUCUCCCUAAACCGGCCUCAUCGGCUUUAUCUCCCCUCGGAGCUGUGGAGAAGGUCACCAAGAAACAUCCAAUGAAAGAGGAGCUACAAGAGAAGAAGGAUGGGACGGCAGACGAAGAUCAGUUUGGAGAGGAUUUGUUCAGUACCGAGGAGGAGGAGUCGGCUGUGUCUGUGUUUGUGGAGGCACCAACCGACACCUCAGGACUCGAAGAUACAAAUACUUCCAUUGUGGAAAGACAUUUCAAACUUUCCUUACAGGAUAGUUUCUCAGAGGAUAGCUCAAUGUCAGAGGAGAGGUUGGCAGAGGAGGCAAAAGAGGCCAAAAAGAAGUCUGAAGAGGAGGAAGCAGCAGCCAAAGAGAGGGCAGCCCAGAGGCAGCUGCUGGCCAUAGAGGAGCUGGUCCAGUCUGAGAGAAACUACCUCCGACUGCUGCAAGUCAGCACUGUGACCAUCAGGAGCAACCUACAGAAACUACAGCCGCCUCCAGCCAACCUGGACAGCAUGUUUCUCUACACAGAGGACGUGAUUGACGUCUCAAGUCGACUUCUCAGCCUGCUGGACCAGAAACAGAUUCAGCCUGGAGACCCGCUCUACUUGGAGACUCUGUGUGAUUCAUUCCUCAGCCUGUCUUCAGACAUUGAGGCAGCCUAUAACGAAUAUUUGGCCAACUACAACAAUGUGACAGAGGUGGAGAACAGCUACAAACAGAAGGACGCGCUCUGGAAUGACAUCGUCAAAGUCAUCAAGACCUCAGCGCCUGAAGUAAACGCCACCUCUCUGAGUUUCUUCUUGGUGAUGCCCGUUCAGCGGAUCGCCCGCUACCCCCUCCUCCUGCAGACCAUCCAGAAACACACAGACAGCGCUCACCCAGCGUAUGCACUUCUGGAGCAGACCGCUCACACCUCCAUCGCCUUGAACUGUCGCAUCAAUGAGUACAAACGCUUCAGAGAAGUCGCUGACAAAUACAAGAAGACAGAGACCCUGACCAUAAAGGACAAGAUCAACCGCCUCAACACCCACAGCAUCGCAAAGAAGACAGCAAGGCUCAGCCAGCACAUCAAACAUGAGACUGGAUUAACACCGAAGCUGGUGGAUGAGGAGUUUGACGCCCUCGAAGGCUUCUUCUAUGUUUUGGAGCAUGGGAUCCUGGAGCUCCUUGAGAACGUGGAGACGUACCUGCAUCACCUACAGGGGUUCCUGGCCUGCAAAACAGAGGAGUUUGACUUGGAUAUGGAUGGAGAGAAGGCACCUAUCUGCUAUAAGGAGAUCACUACCGCUCUAAGACAGUGGAUUCUUCCCACAUUUGAAAAGAGGAUGAGGACGUUAAUCCACAAGCCGCUGUGUGCGCUCCGUGACCUCCUGGUGGGCCCAAGGAACCUGAUCAGGAAAAGACUAGACAAGCUGCUCGACUAUGAAGUGAUUUGUGACAAAUCCAGUCAGACCUAUGAGGAACAGGCUGUGGCCAACACGUACAGGACAAUGAACACGUUGCUCCUCAACGAGCUUCCUCAGUUUAAUGGUUUGGCUCUGCAGAUGAUCUGGAGCAUGUUGGGGACGUUCAGCUGUCUGCAUAAAGACCUCGCCUCAGACAUGGAGCAACUGUUCCAGAGCUUUGCACAACAGCUCCCUCACAGCUCUCUUGACCCCAGUGCAUUCUGGAGGUGGGCGGAGUCUGCUGUGCUGGAAGGUGCAAAGAAGCUGGAGACACUGUGUCGAAGUGUAGAGGACACGCUCAAUGCGCCCGUCGUCCAGCCUCUGAGUCCAUCUUCUCAGCACCGUCUGAAGCAGCUAACAGGUAAACACGGUUCUGGAAAGAUCUACCAGGUGAUUGGGGCGGUGGUAGGCAGCCGAGACCUGGACCUGAACCUGGCCAAAGGGGAGCUGGUGGCCGUUAUCAGUGAGGCAGACACCCGCGGAGACAAACGAAGGUGGCUGGUUGACGCAGGAGGCAGGAGAGGGUACGCUCCCUCCUCAAAGCUGCUUCGCUAUCACCAGCCAGCAGAGGACCCGCCCCCUUCGCCACACUUGACCCUGCCUGAGGGCGUGACAGGAAUCAGAAGACACUCUUACACCCCAGAGGGCCGGCCACUGAGUGUCAUGAGCCAGCCGUGCUUCCAGGUGUUUGCAGCCUACGACUUCAAAGCGAGAGGAAACCAUGAAGUUUCUAUUCGGGCCGGUGAACCAGUCCGUGUCCUGGAGCGCCAUGACAAACGAGGGAACCCAGAGUGGAGUCUAGUGGAGGCGACAGGAGGGCACAGAGGCUACGUGCCCUCCAACUACCUCACAAUCAUGCCUUUGGGGACUGGGCCACCUGGCACUUUCCAGCCCUACUGCUAAGACGGAAGGAAGGAGAGGAAAAACAGCAGCUUGUACCGUAUGACAAAGGUUUCACCAGUACUGUAUUUAGUACAGUCUUUUUUUGUUCAGUUUUUUUUUGUUUUUGUUUUUUUUUUCGAUGUUAAAAUCAGUCUUUUAAAAGACAUUAGAGCCAUCUAAUACAAAAGCAUUAUGGCCACAGUGUUAGCUAAAUUCUGUUUUUUUUUUUUUCAGUUUUAUAGCUAUAUUACUACACCCACUUCCUGUGCAAACCAGUGAUUUUUAAAAUUGCAAGGAAAGGAAAGUAAAAGUGAAGUCACAUCAGUUUUAUUUAUAUAACCCAAAAUCACAUCUCUGCCUCAAAGAACUGUACAGUCUUUGCAGCCUCUCUCCUUAGACCCUGACUGGAUAAGGACGGAAAGAAAGAAAAGAAAGUCUUCCCAUCAUAACCUUUUACAAGUAAGGACCUAUUGAUACAUUUGGAAUUUUUUUUUUCCAUCCACACAAAAACUGUAUCUUUUAAAGUGCUCUCCAAAGUGGAGAGUGAGCAAAUACAAACGCUGGCAUCUGACUCUAGUGUCAUCCAAACUCUAGCUAUCGAUAUUACUGGCGGUGCCGGAACAGUGUGUAAACGUCAGUUAUACCUACAGUGUUUUAAGUUUUUCUGGCUUUAUGGACUUGGCCUUACUAGUGUUAAUAUAUGUGACACACUGGAAACAUGAAGGAAGCUGCAGCCGUGGUGCUGGUAGUUAACACGCUGUCCUGCUCGUGAGCACUGAGGCAGGACAGAUGCUUGCUGAGAUGGAAUUUAACAUCUCGAGGCGAAAGGACGAUCUUCAAGUUGCACUGCAGAUUUUCUGUGGCCAUUGUUGAAAAGCACCAUGGAAGAUGGGAGGCGAAUGGGGGUCGUCGGAGCUGCAUGAGAAGAGCGACUUAUAUCCCAUGAUCCUCUGUGGGAAAAGAAAAAAAGAACACUUGAAUUGAAAAUGAUUGACUGCAUGUUCUCGUUAAAGUGUCCGCGUGUUAGCGAGCUAACCGCAACACUUAGACACACGGAGAGCAAAACGUGUUUGUGCGCAUCUGUUUGAUAUGAAAUUGAGCUGACAGAUUAGUGUGUGUGUG